AUGCUCACACCUUGCCAAGGUGGAAUCGGGCCACAGAAGUCGUUACAGUGGCUACUCACAAUCGGUACGUCUGGUCAGGGUAUCUCGGGGACUAGGAAGUUACAGUGGCUAUUCACAAUCGGUACGUCUGGUCAGGGUAUCUCGGGGACUAGGAAGUUACAGUGGCUAUUCACAAUCGGUACGUCUGGUCAGGGUAUCUCGGGGACUAGGAAGUUACAGUGGCUAUUCACAAUCGGUACGUCUGGUCAGGGUAUCUCGGGGACUAGGAAGUUACAGUGGCUAUUCACAAUCGGUACGUCUGGUCAGGGUAUCUCGGGGACUAGGAAGUUACAGUGGCUAUUCACAAUCGGUACGUCUGGUCAGGGUAUCUCGGGGACUAGGAAGUUACAGUGGCUAUUCACAAUCGGUACGUCUGGUCAGGGUAUCUCGGGGACUAGGAAGUUACAGUGGCUAUUCACAAUCGGUACGUCUGGUCAGGGUAUCUCGGGGACUAGGAAGUUACAGUGGCUAUUCACAAUCGGUACGUCUGGUCAGGGUAUCUCGGGGACUAGGAAGUUACAGUGGCUAUUCACAAUCGGUACGUCUGGUCAGGGUAUCUCGGGGACUAGGAAGUUACAGUGGCUAUUCACAAUCGGUACGUCUGGUCAGGGUAUCUCGGGGACUAGGAAGUUACAGUGGCUAUUCACAAUCGGUACGUCUGGUCAGGGUAUCUCGGGGACUAGGAAGUUACAGUGGCUAUUCACAAUCGGUACGUCUGGUCAGGGUAUCUCGGGGACUAGGAAGUUACAGUGGCUAUUCACAAUCGGUACGUCUGGUCAGGGUAUCUCGGGGACUAGGAAGUUACAGUGGCUAUUCACAAUCGGUACGUCUGGUCAGGGUAUCUCGGGGACUAGGAAGUUACAGUGGCUAUUCACAAUCGGUACGUCUGGUCAGGGUAUCUCGGGGACUAGGAAGUUACAGUGGCUAUUCACAAUCGGUACGUCUGGUCAGGGUAUCUCGGGGACUAGGAAGUUACAGUGGCUAUUCACAAUCGGUACGUCUGGUCAGGGUAUCUCGGGGACUAGGAAGUUACAGUGGCUAUUCACAAUCGGUACGUCUGGUCAGGGUAUCUCGGGGACUAGGAAGUUACAGUGGCUAUUCACAAUCGGUACGUCUGGUCAGGGUAUCUCGGGGACUAGGAAGUUACAGUGGCUAUUCACAAUCGGUACGUCUGGUCAGGGUAUCUCGGGGACUAGGAAGUUACAGUGGCUAUUCACAAUCGGUACGUCUGGUCAGGGUAUCUCGGGGACUAGGAAGUUACAGUGGCUAUUCACAAUCGGUACGUCUGGUCAGGGUAUCUCGGGGACUAGGAAGUUACAGUGGCUAUUCACAAUCGGUACGUCUGGUCAGGGUAUCUCGGGGACUAGGAAGUUACAGUGGCUAUUCACAAUCGGUACGUCUGGUCAGGGUAUCUCGGGGACUAGGAAGUUACAGUGGCUAUUCACAAUCGGUACGUCUGGUCAGGGUAUCUCGGGGACUAGGAAGUUACAGUGGCUAUUCACAAUCGGUACGUCUGGUCAGGGUAUCUCGGGGACUAGGAAGUUACAGUGGCUAUUCACAAUCGGUACGUCUGGUCAGGGUAUCUCGGGGACUAGGAAGUUACAGUGGCUAUUCACAAUCGGUACGUCUGGUCAGGGUAUCUCGGGGACUAGGAAGUUACAGUGGCUAUUCACAAUCGGUACGUCUGGUCAGGGUAUCUCGGGGACUAGGAAGUUACAGUGGCUAUUCACAAUCGGUACGUCUGGUCAGGGUAUCUCGGGGACUAGGAAGUUACAGUGGCUAUUCACAAUCGGUACGUCUGGUCAGGGUAUCUCGGGGACUAGGAAGUUACAGUGGCUAUUCACAAUCGGUACGUCUGGUCAGGGUAUCUCGGGGACUAGGAAGUUACAGUGGCUAUUCACAAUCAGUACGUCUGGUCAGGGUAUCUCGGGGACUAGGAAGUUACAGUGGCUAUUCACAAUCAGUACGUCUGGUCAGGGUAUCUCGGGGACUAGGAAGUAACACAAUGUACACCCUCACUGUUAUACCUCAAUGUACAGAUAAGGAAUAUAUCUUUAUAUAAGUAACCAAAGAAUGGCAUAUUUAAAUCUAGAUACUCAUUUUUAGUGCAAGGAUAUUAAGUUGGGCUCACUGCAAUUGGAGGUUUACAGUUUAUUGAUGUAGUUAAACUCAUUCACCCCCGAAGACGCAUUUGAACUCUUCCAAUUCAAAGGUUAGAAUAGUUCAUUAUGAAGUUGCAGGGUUGACUGAGUUAAUGCAACAUUUCGACAUUGCUCUUCAAAGUAUAAGAAAGUUUUAAUGUGUUUCUGAUUCACUGGGAUUGAUUGUUUUUAACAAAUCCUAAUUCUUAGGGCCAUGGAUAAAUGGUAUUUAUUAAGAAAAUGUAUCGCUGAAAUCUGUAUAUUAUAAAAGGAAAGUGCUUGGCUAUAGCUGCUUGGCCUUUCAGAUUGUUUUAUCUUAGCAAGAUAUUGAAUGUUGGAGGAAUGUGUUGAAUAUUGUCAAUUAUAACCAAAAAGUAAGAAUCAACUGUAACAGAGAGUAAGUUUAGCAUGUAUUAAAUAUAACCACAGAAGGUAUAUAGAUUGUUCGUGUUAGAAAUUCCUGAUCUCUACAGCAAUAAUUCUGUUUUCUGAAUUUCUGUUGUAAUAUCACAGUAUGAUAGUGCCCUACAGAACUUGUUAGUUGAUAAAUAAAUGUAGAAUGUGCUUAUGUUAUCGUGCCGGCUUAGUUAAUGGCGAUCGAGGAUAAAACUUCUCUCUGCUCUAUCAACACUGGUAGAUUUAGCGUUUGUUAAUAAUAUUUUAUAAUCAUUUUAAGCAUAUAUAUAUAUCACUGUGUUAUUUUAUUGGUUAUAUUGUUUUUUUCUGCUGGUGCUAAUGUAGUCCUUGAUCUGUUUGAUAUUAUAAGGUUUGUAUAUCAGAAACAGCCGCCAUUCCCAAAAUCCAGCUUUGUGUAAAUACAGUAUUUCUGUGAUAUCAAGCUUAAGCUGCGUCUGCUGAAUGGAAGAUAGAAGGUACUUUGGUAGUUGAGCAUGUUGUGUUACCCAAAGGAAGAUAGAAGGUACUUUGGUAGUUGAGCAUGUUAUGUACCCAAAGUAAUAGUAGUUGAGCAUGUUGUUUUACCCAAGGGAAGAUAGAAGGUACUUUGGUAGUUGAGCAUGUUAUGUACCCAAAGUAAUAGUAGUUGAGCAUGUUGUUUUACCCAAGGGAAGAUAGAAGGUACUUUGGUAGUUGAGCAUGUUAUGUACCCAAAGUAAUAGUAGUUGAGCAUGUUGUUUUACCCAAGGGAAGAUAGAAGGUACUUUGGUAGUUGAGCAUGUUAUGUACCCAAAGUAAUAGUAGUUGAGCAUGUUGUUUUACCCAAGGGAAGAUAGAAGGUACUUUGGUAGUUGAGCAUGGUUGUGUUACCCAAGGGAAGAUAGAAGGUACUUUGGUAGUUGAGCAUGUUGUGUUACCCAAUGGAAGAUAGAAGGUACUUUGGUAGUUGAGCAUGUUGUGUUACCCAAUGGAAGAUAGAAGGUACUUUGGUAGUUGAGCAUGUUAUGUUUCCCAAAGUAAUAGUAGUUGAGCAUGUUGUUUUACCCAAUGGAAGAUAGAAGUUACUUUGGUAGUUGAGCAUGUUGUGUUACCCAAUGGGAGAUAGAAGGUAAUUUGGUAGUUGAGCAUGUUAUGUUACCCAAUGGAAGAUAGAAGGUAAUUUGGUAGUUGAGCAUGUUGUUUUACCCAAGGGAAGAUAGAAGGUACUUUGGUAGUUGAGCAUGUUGUGUUACCCAAUGGGAGAUAGAAGGUAAUUUGGUAGUUGAUCAUGUUAUGUUACCCAAUGGAAGAUAGAAGGUAAUUUGGUAGUUGAGCAUGUUAUGUUACCCAAAGUAAUAGUAGUUGAGCAUGUUGUUUUACCCAAGGGAAGAUAGAGGGUACUUGAGUGUGAGUGUGUUGCAUUGGAAAACCUGGUCUGCAGAAAAAUGGAUCAUUUUGAUGAGUAUGACCUGUAAAAUAUCAUGGAUCUUGCCGUUUUUUGUUAUGUUUUUUUCAGUUUAAUUUGAAAUGUACCCCAAGCAUAAUCAAUGAUUUUUUUAUACCUUGUUUACCAGCCUAACCCAUUAUCCAUUAUGAAAAGUUGGUUUGUGCAUUUUACACUUUUUUAUUAUUUUGUUCCAUUAUAAAACCAAUUUAUAUAAUCCAGAGAUGUAAUAUUUUAGUUAUAUUUUAUACCUAACAUCCUCAAUAUCUUGUUGUUUUAUCCCUCGUUUUGAUGUUUGCUCCUCACACAGGCUACCAUUAUUACUACAGUACUGAUGGUAUAGGUAUAACAGAGGACUGCUCACAAGUCAUGGUGAUAUAUAACCAUGGACUGCAAUUUAGUAAUGCAGCUGGAAUGAAUGUCAGAAUAGGAUAUUAAACGUUGUUAUCAAUUA
This is a messenger RNA of Mizuhopecten yessoensis (Yesso scallop), 4453 nucleotides long. RefSeq lists its product as uncharacterized. Lineage: Eukaryota; Metazoa; Mollusca; Bivalvia; Pectinida; Pectinidae. The record is from RefSeq and is a predicted model, not a curated record. The transcript has 3 exons. The coding region runs from base 1 to 2040 and encodes 679 amino acids.